CGUCAGCAGAGUACCACGUCAACAGAGUGCCACAGCAACGUGCAGUCGGACACUAAAUGCAGCGCCGCCAACGAUUGGCAGAGCGCGGAUCCAAGGCAGCCAAGCCCCAACAGGGACCCAAGGCACCGCAGAUCCCGCGCAAGCGACGCACAGCCAUGGCUGCAGCAGCAGGCCACGCCGACAGCAACAUGCCAGACAAACCCAAGAGGCCGGUUCCUCCUCCUGUGCCAAUUCAACGGGGUGUUAUGACCCGGACCAAUUGCGAAGCCGCCGACAGCCAACAGCAGGCCAUCAACGACCGACAGCAGGACUCCGUUGAUGCCGGGAUAGCACGACUGUCCGCAGUCGAGUCAACGGGCGGUGGAAUUUCAGACAGCAGCCCAGCUUUGGCCGCUCAAGCCAAACAGCUCGAUGAGCGGAUCAACCACUUGGUCGCAUCCCUCGGCGACAUCAGCAAGUUUGCUGGAACGUCGACAAUCAGCAAUCAGCUGCAGACGCUCAGCGACCGCGUUGACCAGCGACCGGCCGCUGCCGCCAAGGAAUGGAAGAUGCCGAACUUCAAGACCGAGAAGUUCGACGACUAUCACAAGACUGAUCCGCUGCAAUGGUGGAUGGCAUUCAACGCGGAGGCCGACGUACAUCAUAGUCCGCCCCUACGGCGGAUGGACGCAUUGUACCUCCAGUGCCUGCCUCGACAAGGACAAGGAAAAUGUCAAGCGUCCGGGCUCGGGAAACUGAGCACCGCGGGAAGUGCACCGACAACAUUUCCCAGUCCGCGGGAGUCGGCUGCCUUGCUAGCAGCCUCUCUCACAUCCGGGGACACCGCGGUAGUCGCAAGUUCUCGCGUUGAGUUUGAGAACUAUGCUGUCGAGUUGGUCCCACCGUUGAACCAGCCUCUCCACGUGCAAGAUUCAAGCAUAUGCGCGGCAGUUCCGCCGUCGGACAACGAACCGGUUGCUUCGCCAACCCUUCUAUCGGAGGACCCGUCAACUUGGAUGAGACUUGAGGAUCUCGACCCAUUGACGGUUGAGGACUUCCAAUGGUUACCUCUUGCCUCCACUGGUUCUUUGCCAACUCCGCAUUGCAAUGCCUUAAUGGCAUAUCCACGCGAAUACUUGCACACUGCAGUACCACCUCCGUCAACGGACGACGGAGUAGCGGUUGUUGACCUUCGUAACUAUCUUGCGAAGAUCGACCGUGAGUACGCAACGCAACGGUACGUCGACAACGACGCGCCGCUCCUCUACAUCCGCAUUCAGAUCGAAAAGGCGACCUGCAAUGCCUUGAUCGAUUGUGGAGCGACUCGCAACUACAUCAGCCAAGACUUCAUGGCACGCGCUGGGCUGGGCCCGCGCGUUCGGAGGAAAAGUCAGCCUACACACGUCACGUUGGGCGAUGGUCACACGCAAAAGUCAAUCGACCGAUGCGUUAACUCGGUGCCCGUGUACUUUGCCCCACUAGCAUGCGAGACCGUGUCUUUCGACAUAUUGGACACCAAGUUCGAUAUGAUCCUAGGCAUGUCGUGGCUGCGAAGCAAAGACCAUCCGCGCAUGAGCGAAGAGGAACUUCAAGUGCUUCCGGCACAACUAGACGACCUCUUGGCCAAAAGCUGGAUUCGCCCUAGCUGUUUGCCAUACGGUGCUCCCAUUCUCUUCGUCCGGAAGAAGAACAAGGACCUUCGUUUGUGCAUCGACUAUCAAAAACUUAACGCGCAAACGAUCAAGAACGUCGGCCCUCUCCCUCGGAUCGAUGAUCUUCUCAAGCGACUAGGCGGCGCCAAGUGCUUCUCAAAGCUUGACCUCAAGUCCGGAUAUCAUCAGAUUGAGAUCCAGCCAAGAGACCGGUACAAAACUGCGUUCAAGACGCGAUAUGGGCACUUUGAGUGGAUCGUCAUGCCUUUCGGUCUCACCAAUGCCCCGACUACUUUCCAAGCGGCCAUGACGACGGAAUUCCGCGACUUGCUCGACCGCACCGUGCUCAUCUACCUCGAUGACAUCUUGGUUUAUAGCCGAACGCUGGACGAGCAUCUCGAGCACCUUCGCGCCGUUUUGGAGCGACUUCGCAUUGCCAAGUACAAGGCGAACCGCGACAAGUGCGAGUUUCCCCAGCAAGAGCUGGAGUACUUGGGUCAUUACAUCACGCCGCAAGGCAUUCGUCCGCUUGCGGACAAGGUACAAGCUUGGUCGGACCUCAAGUGUACUACUGACGUCCGCUCCUUUCUCGGCUUGGCAUCAUACUACAUGCGCUUCGUCAAACGAUUUCAACAUAUCGCUGCACCAUUGUCGCGACUUCAGUCCCCCUUGGUGCCCUUCGAGUUCGGCAACAAGGCCCGACAUGCGUUUCACACGCUGAAGACGGCUUUGCUUCAAGCUCCCGUCUUAAGCAUCUAUGACCCGACUUUGCCCACCAAAGUGACUACGGACGCUUCCGAUUAUGGAAUUGGCGCGGUUUUGGAACAGCAUGACGGCAUAAACUGGCAUCCGGUUGAGUACUUCAGCCAAAAGUGGGCAACGGACAACAAUCCAUUGACAUACUACAAGACGCAAGACACGGUGAGCAGCACGAUCGGUCGAUGGAUGUACUUCAUUGACCAGUUCGACUUCACCUCCAAGCACAUUCCGAGUUCCUCGAACAAGGGAGUGGAUGCUCUCUCGCGAAGACCUGAUCUUUGCGCCUUGGUGCACUCCACAUUCGGCCUCGAUGAGAACCUGCAACAGCACUUCGUAAACGGCUACAAAUCGGAUCCGGGAUUCUCCACACUCUAUGCGGACUUAUCAUCGGAUCAACCGCGGGCAAGCAACUACCGCAUUGUCGACGAUUACUUGCUUCUUCACACAGGAGGCAAGGACUUGUUGUGUGUUCCCCAAGACCGCAUCUUGCGCACUCACCUCCUGGGCAAAUACCAUGAUUCGCGGCUGGCAGGACACCUUGGCGUCGCACGCACACUGGCAAGACUCCGCCAGCGAUUUCACUGGCAGGACAUCAUCAGCGACGUCAACCAGUAUAUCCAGUCAUGCACAGUUUGCCACCGCAACAAAGGGCGCCAUCAGCUCCCUUAUGGCGAACUGAAACCAUUGCCGAUUCCUCGGGCACUGGGUCUCUCCAUUGCUAUGGACGUGACCAGUCCUUUCCCGCGUGAUCGCCUUGGUCAUGAUGGUAUUCUCACGGUCGUUGACCGCUUGAGCAAGUACGCUCCAUUUCUUCCAUGCAAGUAUCAUGCGACGGCUCCUGAGCUCGCACGACUUUUGCAUACCGGCUGGUUUUGCAGCCACGACGUUCCGGAAAACAUCGUCAGCGACCGCGACACUCAUUUCAUGUCAGCCUUUUGCACGACAGUCAUGGUGGAAUCUGGCACCAACAUGAAACCGAGUUCCGCACGGCAUCCUCAAACGGAUGGGCAAACGGUACGUGCGCAUCAGACUGCGCAGAUGAUGCUCCGCACGCUCAUCCGCCCGGAUAAGGACUGGGUUGAUCGCCUUCCCGACAUCGAGUUCGCCUAUAACACUUCGGUGCACCGGGCGAUUGGCAUGACUCCAUUCGAGUUGCACCAUGGUGGACGGAAAGGACGUAUCUUCGCAGACAUUUUGCUUCCGCGGGCUGCCGAUAUAGACGUCGCUUGGUCCCCCGCUUCCACACGGAAGUACAGGGAACUGCUGGCCAAAGCCCGCGCAAACAUGCAAAAGGCUUAGGUCCGUAUGCAGCAGCAAGCGAACCGGCUUCGCAUCCCAUGUCCAAUUCGCACCGGCGACCUAGUUUGAGUCGCCUCCGAGGAAUUCGCGCUCGAGCAGGACGUC
This is a messenger RNA of Chara braunii, 3794 nucleotides long. The record is from the annotation of a GenBank genome assembly. NCBI's taxonomy places the organism in Eukaryota, Viridiplantae, Streptophyta, Charophyceae, Charales, Characeae.